Molecule: messenger RNA, 834 nt
Organism: Juglans regia (Persian walnut)
Lineage: Eukaryota; Viridiplantae; Streptophyta; Magnoliopsida; Fagales; Juglandaceae
Exons: 3
Coding region: 230-514 (94 amino acids)
Source: RefSeq, a predicted model, not a curated record
UGCUCGACCGAGUCUUUUCUAAACUUGAAGAUACAGAUACAGCAGCUUGAUUGUCAUUCAGUUUUUUGGCACUUAAUUUUAACCGAUCGAAGCACUAUAAAGAUCCAAAUUACGAGGCAAACGAUGAAUUGGGCUCUCAAAUCAAGUCAAACAUACCCGCUCAGCGUCGACUCCGCCUCAUAACGUAAGCCGUAAAGCAUCUGGCAUCAGAUUCCGGAAGGUCACAACCAUGGCUAGCAGCCAACUUGAGCGUAAGCAUGACAAGGACACCUCCGGCCAGAACCCAAAUGAGAAACUUGGGGACGUGAUGUCUCAUUCGUUUGGCGAGGGGUAUGCCACCAGAUCGGAUGACGAAGGAUUUGGAGGGAUAUAUGGAGGGAACCAGUCUUUUCCACAGUCACACACCGAGCAGAACAAGCGUAUCCAUGAAAAUCACCCUGCUUACGACAAGACGCAGGGAAGCGAAGUGAAGGAGAAGGAAAAGGCACGAAACCAGACCAGCGCAAAGUCGUAGACGUACAAGAUAUAUAUAUAUAUAUAUAGAGAGAGAGAGAGAGAGAGAGAGAAAUAAAUAAAUGUAAUGGUCUAAAAUCUUGGUUCCCCAAUGGCCAAUCACGUACGAGAUCAGCUGUUAGAGCUGAUGUCUCUCCUAAUUUAUUUCCGUAGUCUAUGCGGUAACCUUCCUUGGGAAGGUUUUGUUUUUGUUUUUAUUUUUUUAAUAAUAAGAUCUGGUUUUAUAUUACUUAAUUAUUUUUUUUGUAAUAUUGCUAGUACUCCUGUGAUUUAAGCAUUACUUAAUUAUUCGUAAUAAAAAAGAUCUUAUACAGCUAUCUU